Puntigrus tetrazona (Sumatra barb) is the source of this 3865-nucleotide messenger RNA. Its product is annotated as scavenger receptor cysteine-rich type 1 protein M130-like. Lineage: Eukaryota; Metazoa; Chordata; Actinopteri; Cypriniformes; Cyprinidae. The transcript is spliced from 20 exons. The record is from RefSeq and is a predicted model, not a curated record. Bases 1 to 3102 code for a protein of 1033 amino acids. Gene Ontology annotation, cellular component: membrane.
AUGAAGAGCAGUGAGAAGCUCCCUCCUGUGGUUCAGGUAACAGUGAGUGUCAUUGGCAGCUACAGUGUGAGUGUGAGGCUGGUGAAUGAAGACACCAGUCUCUGUUCUGGUCGAGUGGAGGUUCUUCAUGAUGGUCAGUGGGGAACUGUGUGUGAUUAUAACUGGGAUAUGACUGAUGCUGCAGUGGUGUGUAGAGAGAUGAGCUGUGGAGAGGCUUUACAAGCAACAGGAUAUUCUUACUUUGGAAAAGGAUCAGGAAAAAUCUUAAGGUAUGUGCAGUGUAAAGGAUCAGAGUCUUCAUUAAAGGACUGUAGAUCAAGUGGAUGGGAUGAUCCAAACAGGUGUGGCAAUCAUAAUUCUGAUGCUGGAGUCAGAUGCUCAGAAACCAUAAACUAUGGACGAUUUGCCAGACUUGCUGAUGGACCUCACCUGUGCUCUGGGAGGUUAGAGGUUCUUCGUGGGAACACGUGGAUGUCAGUGUGUGAGUCUGUCUUUGACCAGCAGGAUGCAGAGGUUGUGUGUAGAGAGCUGGACUGUGGGGCUCCUGUACAGGUGCUGAGAGAAGCUGCUUUUGACAAAGGAGACACUCAGAUGUGGACACGAGAGAUUCAGUGCAGAGGAAAUGAAUCAACCAUUCGACGCUGUCCAUCAUCAACUUUAGAAAAUAUGAAUUGCACCCAUGAUAAUCAUGUGGGAAUGAUAUUUUCUGGAUACACUGAUGUCAGGCUGGUAAACGGUUCAGACUCUUGUUCUGGAAGAGUGGAGCUUCAGUAUCUCAGUAAAUGGGGCACAGUUUGUGAUGCAUGCUGGGAUAUGAGAGCUGCCAGUGUCCUCUGUAGACAGCUGAAUUGUGGGAUUGCUGUGUCUGUUGUGGGAUCAGACUGGUUUGGAGAGGGAAGAGGUGAAAUCUGGGCUGAUGUGUUUGAUUGUGACGGGAAUGAAACAAAACUCUCAGAAUGUUUCAUCUCUUCAUGGAGUCGAGCUGAACGUUCUCAUAGAAGAGAUGUUGGAGUCAUCUGCUCUGGUUCCUCUCUGUCUCUUCAUGACGGUCUGGUGCGGUUGUCUGGAGAGAGACAGUGUGAGGGGGAGCUGGAGGUUUUCAUCCAUCAGGUCUGGAGGAGAGUUCUGCUGGACUCCUGGAGUCUCACUGAAUCCUCUGUGGUCUGCAGACAGCUGGGCUGUGGCUCUGCGCUCAACUUCUCCGGCUCCUCUUCAUCCAGUCCUGAACACAGUCAUGAGUGUGUGACGGGCUUCCAGUGCUCUGGGAGUGAAGCUCAUCUGGGGAACUGCAGCUCUCCACAAACUCUCAACUGCAGCUCCACACAACAGCUGUCCAUCACCUGCCUUGGUCGCGGGUCCAUCAGGCUGGUGGGUUCUGGGGGAGACUGUGCAGGGAGGCUGGAGGUUUUUCACGGCGGCUCAUGGGGGACAGUGUGUGAUGACUCCUGGGAUAUUAAAGAUGCCCAUGUGGUGUGCAGACAGCUGCAGUGUGGAGUGGCCCUCAGUAACCAGCAGGUACCAGCCUGGUUUGGUCCUGGUUCUGGACACAUAUGGCUGGAUGAGGUGGAGUGUGAGGGGAAUGAGACGUCCCUGUGGAGCUGCUCUUCUCCAGGCUGGGGACAACAUGACUGUAAUCACAAGGAGGAUGUAGGGGUCGUGUGCUCAGAGUUUAAAGAGAUCAGGUUAACUGAAGGCUGUGAAGGGAAUGUGGAGGUUUUCUACAAUGGAUCCUGGGGUAAUGUGUGCUGGAACCAGAUGGACAGAGACACAGCGAGUCUGAUCUGUCAAGAACUGAACUGUGGAAGAUCUGGUGUUUUGUCUGAUUCUACAUCAAGAGUAAAAUCAGCUCCUAACUGGAUGGAUGAAGUAACUUGUCGUAAACAUGACUCCACUUUAUUGCAGUGUCCUUCUUCACCCUGGGGACAGAACUACUGUGGUGAACAUGAAGUGGCCAAAAUUAUCUGUUCGAUGGAGGAGAGUGAUGAGAUUCCUCGGAGCCGUCUGAAAUGUUCAACAUCUCCUCACCAGAGACAGUGUUCAAAUCAUGUUCCUCUCAGACUGAGUGGAGGUAAGGGCCGGUGCUCUGGGAGGCUGGAGGUGUAUCAUAACGCUGUGUGGGGCUCAGUCUGUGAUGAUCAGUGGGACAUCAGAGAUGCUCAGGUGGUCUGCAGACAGCUGGGUUGUGGAGCAGCACUGAGGGCUGAUGGGAAUUCAGUCUUUGGUGCUGGUGAAGGUGUUGUGUGGAUGAACAGAGUCGAGUGCAGAGGGAAUGAGAUUCACCUGUGGGACUGUCCUCUCUCCCUGAAAAACCACACUGACUGCUCCCACAAAGAGCACGCUGGACUCACCUGUGCAGAUGUUUCAGAUGUGUCAGUGUCCUCUACUCCUCACACAACAACAUCAGUUUCUCCUCCAGUGCGCUCAACAUCAGUCUCUCUUUCACAAACUCCUCCAGCAGAGUCUCUCUCCGUCUCCCCAGAGCUUGUGAUUGUUCUGGGAGUUGUGCUCUUACUGCUCUUAGUGCCACUGCUUAUACUGAUUCAGCAGAACAGAGUGAUGAGGAGAGCUCUCUCUAAGAGGAGACACAGGACGACGACUGAGGCUGUUUAUGAGGAGAUUCAGCACAGACACAAUCACUUCACUCAGAGAGGGAGUCUGAUCUCUGAAGAACUGCAUUCUGGGUAUGAAGAUGCUGAUGAGCUUCUCUCAGAAAAAGAGUUAAAGACUGGAUAUUAUGAUGAUGUCACCGACAGCGGUGGUCUGAAAGGAGAGAAGAAGGAAAUCACUCCAGGAUACUACGAUGAUGUCAUCACAGAUGGACUGAAACCAGAUUAUGAGACAGAAGUCACACCUGAGAGCUAUGAUGAUGUCAUGACUAGUCUCCAUGUUGAAAAAGUGAACACACCGGAGCAUUAUGAUGAUGUCAUCAUUAAUGGACGGAUCUUUGAAGGUCUAACAGAGGGAGAUCAGGAGUAUGAUGAUGUGAAGAACAGCAAUGAAGAUGAGAAAAACCUGCUGGAGUAUGACGAUGUGGGGAGGAGUCACGUAAAGAGAGGAGGGGCCAUAUGGCUCAAGACCACACCCACUGCUUCUGUUCUUUAAAAAGUUACUGGAGCUGCUGGGAGUGUCUCAUACUGCCGUUAAUACAUCCCUGCCAUGUGUUUUACAAUUUUUCCAAUCUUUGUAUACAAUAUCUUGUGUUACAUGCUUUGCAAAAAUAAAAAAAUUCAGUGAGUUUGGAAAUUUUGCAUUAGCUCCUUCUGCAGGAUGAUGUUGGACUAAUUCUUAUGAAAUUGUUUUAAAUAAAAAUAUAAGUGGAGUGAAGAAAAAACGAUAAACAAAAGACCUAAGAAGAAACAUCUGUCCUUUCACCCUCCUUCUCUCCUGAGCAGCUAAAUCUUGACUUAGGAGUGGCAAAAACUAAUGUUACUAAUAUUAUGUAUUUACGUAUCUUCAGAAUUCAUAAUACAAGAAUGAUAUUCAUAACCUGUCAUGCUAAAAGUAAGUUGGUAAAUUGGUUACGUGCUUUACUCAGAUCAACAGACGCACGACGAAGACCCAGGUUUCUCCCAAGUUUAUGAAGAUUAAAUUGUGUUUUAGGCUGAACGGGGCUUUAAUUUCAAUUGAUUUCAACUUAGUACCCUUUGGUAAAGCGGAGCGAGGUGUAAAGUUGACCCACGUUUUGUAUUUUGUCAUUUCUUCAAGUUCAUAUGAGCUCUGCUUUAUUUAAUGGUUGUUUCUACCGUCUUUAUUAUUUAAAUUGACAUUUUUUUAAACUUCUUUGUAAACGUGAACUUUAUUUAUCAUAUUUGUCUGUAUAUGUAUGUAUUUGUUUUCUUUGUGUUGUUUCACUGAGAUUUAAUGG